Molecule: messenger RNA, 570 nt
Organism: Symbiodinium sp. CCMP2456
Lineage: Eukaryota; Dinophyceae; Suessiales; Symbiodiniaceae
Source: the annotation of a GenBank genome assembly
AUGCUCUGUGCCCUCAUGGCGCUCCUCGCAACCACUCUCGCAAAAGGAUCCGAGGUCACACCUGAGGUGUUGGCGGCUCGGCAGUGGCGAACCUGGGGAGGGCCAGGUGGCGAAAUGGCAAACGCCGGCCCCGCUUCGUUGAAUCCUGUCGUGAAGCCUGGGGACACCAUAUACCUGAGGGCCUACAAUGGGAAGCUCCUCGGAAUCCACGACUUCCAAGUCGGAGCCCACUCGUCCGAGAAGGCCUCUGGUCAAGCCUUCAAGGUGGAGAAGCGGUCCGUUGGCGAUGUCUACCAUGGUGACAGGAUAUUCCUGACCAACACAAACGGUUUCAAGCUGGAGGUGAACGGAGAUGAGGUCAGUGCUCGAGGAGCCCACAUGGGCCCCCGACAAGAAUUCGUCGUCGAGCACUCCGGGGCACUUCCUCGACCCAUUGCGGUAGGAGACACGAUUUUCCUUCGAGCACAUACCGGGAAACACAUUGACGUGGUUGGGCAGAGUGUGCAGGCGCGCUACGUGCGACAGGGAAUGGGCUACCAUGCCUUCAAGGUCGAGAAGCAGCCCAGAUAG